Acanthochromis polyacanthus (spiny chromis) is the source of this 2954-nucleotide messenger RNA. RefSeq names its product tripartite motif-containing protein 16-like. NCBI's taxonomy places the organism in Eukaryota, Metazoa, Chordata, Actinopteri, Pomacentridae. Gene Ontology annotation, molecular function: zinc ion binding; protein binding. The record is from RefSeq and is a predicted model, not a curated record. The transcript is spliced from 2 exons. The coding region runs from base 588 to 2255 and encodes 555 amino acids.
AAUAAACCGAACGAAGCUUACUAAACGGAGCUAGCUGACUGGAUAAUGACAUGUAAUCCAACAGCUAGCAUCACCAGAUGCACAAACAGACACGAGUUUAAAGUCUGUCCUGUAACAUAACUCCUAAACUGAACUCUUCAUGUUAUCAAGAAGUUGUCACCACAGAAUAAAUCUAUCAACACUAUAUUAGCAAGUAGUUUACAGAAGUAAGGUCAUGGUUGUAAAUGAGGACUGGUUCUUAAACAUUUGUACCUGGUUAAAUAAAACUCAAAUCAAUCAAUAAAAAUGAAAGUAAGCUCACUGAGUUUCUAACUUAGCAAAGUGUCUGUUAAUGUUACAGAUAACUGCUACUGGAAAAACUACAUCUGUUUAACAUGCAGCUAAAAAAUGCUGUCUGACUCGCCUUGUUGAAGAAAAUGCAGAAUUUGUCGAUAAAUAUGUGAAGUAAACCAGCCGCCGUCAGCACGGUGUUACCGAUCUGCACUGUGGAGUGAAGUGGAAGAGCUGAAAGGCCACAUUCUCUGCAGGAUCACACUAGUUUAUGCUGGAAGAGAGAGAAACUGAAUCGCUCCUGCUCAGAGGAGAAGAUGGCUCAGAGAGGAGUUCAGCUGGACAGAGAAACCUUCUCUUGUUCAGUCUGUCUGGAUCUACUGAAGGAUCCGGUGACUAUUCCGUGUGGACACAGCUACUGUAUGACGUGUAUUAAUACCCACUGGGAUGGAGAGGAUGAGCAGAGAAACCACAGCUGCCCUCAGUGCAGGAAGACUUUCAGACCGAGGCCUGUCCUGGAGCAAAACGCCAUGUUAGCAGCUUUAAUGGAGGAGCUGAAGAAGGCUGGACUCCAGGCUGCUCCUGCUGACCACCACUUUGCUGCACCUGAAGAUGUGGCCUGUGAUUUGUGCACUGGGAGGAAGAGGAAGGCUGUCAAGACCUGUUUAGUCUGUCCAGCCUCUUACUGUGAGAAUCACCUUCAGCCUCAUUAUGAUGCACCUCCAUUAAAGAGACACAAGCUGGUGGAGCCCUCCAAGGACCUCCAGGAGAACAUCUGCUCUCGUCAUGAUGAGGUGAUGAAGCUGUUCUGUCGUACUGAUCAGCAGCUCAUCUGUUAUCUCUGCUCUGUGGCCGAACACAAAGGCCACGACACAGUCUCAGCUGCAGCAGAAAGGACUGAGAAGCAGAAGGAGCUGGAGGUGAGUCGACUGAACAUCCAGCAGAGAAUCCAGGACAAAGAGAAAGAUGUGGAGGCGCUUCUACAGGAGCUGGGGGUCACCAGUGUCUCUGCUGAAGAAACAAUGUUCAACAGUUGGCAUAUAUUAGAAGCGUUGAUUCGUCUCAUACAGAACAGUAGCAAUGUGCUGCAUCGGCAGAUCAGAUCCCAGCGAAAGGCUGAAGAGAGUCGAGCCCAGGAGCUUCGGAAAAAGCUGAAGCAGGAGAUUAGGGAUCUGAAGAGGAAAGCUGCUGAGCUGAAGAAGCUCUCGGAGACACCAGAUCACACCCAGUUUCUCCUCAACUGCCCGUCUGUGUCAGCACUCAGUGAGUCCGCACACACUUCCAGCAUCAACAUCCGUCCUCGGAGGCACUUUGAGGAGGUGGUAAAUGUUAUGGAAAAGCUGAAGGAAAGCGUACAGUACAAGCUGAUGAACCACUGGAAAAGCAUCUCACACAUAGUCAAUCUGUCAGAUAUGUUAUUGCCAGAAUCAGAACCAAAGACCAGAGCUGAGUUCCUUAGAUAUUCACGUGACAUCACCAUGGAUCUGAACACGUUGUGCAGAUGGUUGGUUUUAUAUGAUGGAGACAGAAAAAUCCCAACAGAGUGGGACGGGACGUCUUAUCCUCGUUAUCCAGGCGAAUUCGCUAGACAGUAUCAGGUUCUGAGCAGACAGCGUCUAGUCAGACGCUGUUACUGGGAGGUGGAGUUGAUGGUAGGCUCUUGUAUAGCAGUCUCAUACCCGAGUAUCAGCAGAAGAGUGCCUGACUGUGGAUUUGGCCAUAAUGACAAAUCCUGGUCAUUAUAUCGUGACAGGAACAGUUUUGAAUUUAAACACAAAGACAUAACAACUCCUAUCUUCGGUCCUCAGCCCUCCAGGGUGGGAGUUUACCUGGAUUACAGUGCAGGUAUUCUGUCCUUCUACGAUGUCUCUGAAACCACGACUCUCCUCUACAGAGUCCAGACCACGUUCACUGAGCCUCUAUAUGCUGGACUGGAGACGAACACAUUUACACUGAUCGGUAAAAUGAACUGGACUGCACAGUGAGUAGUGGUUAGCACUUUCGCCUUGCAGCAAGAAGGUCCCGGUUCAAAUCCCGGGGUGGGCCUGGGAUCUUUCUCCCUGUGCAUGCGUGGGUUUUCUCCGGGUACUCCGGCUUCCUCCCACAGUCCAAAAAUAUGCUGAGGUUGAUUGACUAUUCUAAGUUGCCCGUAGGUGUGAAUGUGAGUGUGAGUGUUCCCGCGACCCCAGUGAGGAUAGAGCGGUGUAUAGAGAAUGGAUGGAUGGAUGUAAACUGAAAUAAAGUCACAUCUGUCACAGUUCCGGGGGUGAACUCAGAGGUUCACCUUUUAUUUUAAACCUGAAAAUGUCAGCUUGUCUGUGCUCUGAGUGUCUGAUGAACGUGUAUGGAUCUGUUCGUGUGCUGCAGUUUUUCUUCCUCUUCAUGAGCCUCAGCAGAGAAAUCACCAGACCUUCUUCCACCACAGAGAUUUUAUUCUCACUUUAUAAAUGUGUGAAGAAUUCUUGAAUUGCAUUUGUUUAGAAAGAUUAAAAUGAUCUACAGCUGAUACGUGCUAAACCUGUAGUUAUUCUGUUUGUUAUUGACGAGGAAAUCAUUGGUUAACUGAGGUUCUGGGUUUAACAGACGGAUUGUGUUGAAGAGAAUUUUGGUUUGAAGUUAUCAAACAAAACUAAUUUUUUACUUGUUAAUGUGUGAAUAAACUGUUGGUUUAAAUCCCAAACAAA